This is a messenger RNA of Macrosiphum euphorbiae (potato aphid), 1290 nucleotides long. Lineage: Eukaryota; Metazoa; Arthropoda; Insecta; Hemiptera; Aphididae. The record is from the annotation of a GenBank genome assembly.
AUGAGCCGGCGUAAAAGUGCGAAGUCUGUCAACAAGGAUUCGGAAACCCUGGACGUGGGCAAACACUACGAGGUCCGGCGGAACGACGGCUCAUGGCAUCCCGCUGUAGUCUUACAUAUGAGGUCCAGUGAUACAGAAAAUCUUUUUGAGUACUAUGUACACUAUGAAGGAUGCGACCGAAGAUUGGAUCAAUGGGUACCGAGAUAUAGGAUAAAGAAUUCAAGAUUUGAUAGUUCUGAAAAAAAAUGGGAACAGAAAGAUAUGUAUAAAAAUAACGAUCUUCUACAUAAGUCCAACAAGAGAACCACAAGGAGCCAAAACCGUAGACACAACGAGGUAAAUCAUGUUCCAAUGUCUAAUGGAAAAAUGGAUUCAAUUACACCUGCGUUUGAAAAAGAGCACGAGGCCAUAACUAAAAUUAAAUACAUCAAUAAAGUACAGUUGGGAAUGUAUGAAAUUGACACAUGGUAUUUUAGCCCAUUUCCAGAAGAAUACCAAAAAGAGUCUAAAAUUUGGAUUUGUGAAUACUGUUUGAAAUAUUGCAAACUAGAAAAAACUUUCAAAUACCAUAUGAGCCAAUGCAUAUGGAGACAACCACCCGGUGUUGAGGUGUACCAUUAUAAAGGUAUAUUAUCAAUCUGGGAAGUGGAUUCCAGUCAACACAAAUUGUAUUGUCAGAAUCUUUGUCUAUUGGCAAAGUUAUUUAUAGAUCAUAAAACACUCUUCUUUGAUGUUGAACCAUUUUUGUUUUACGUCCUGUGUAAAAUUGACAAAUCUGGUGCACAUUUAGUUGGAUAUUUUUCAAAAGAAAAAGAUUCACCAGAUUGCCACAAUGUAUCUUGUAUUUUAACAAUGCCACCAUUCCAGAAACAGGGCUAUGGUAAACUAUUAAUAGCGUUUAGUUAUGAAUUGAGCAAGUUGGAAGGACUUCCAGCCGGCCCUGAAAAUCCAUUGAGUGAUCUUGGCAAAGUGUCAUACAGGUCUUAUUGGUCAUGGACGCUGUUGGAAAUUUUGAAAAACGCCUCUGGAACUUUAUCACUUGAAGACUUAAGUGCGAUGACCAGUAUCACCCAAAUGGACAUUAUUUCAACUUUGCAGUCCAUGAAUAUGACAAAAUACUAUAAAAAUCAACAUGUGAUUUGUGUGACGCCUAAAAUGGUUGAGGAGGUGAUUAGUUCCGAGCAGUAUAAACCACCAACAUACAUAUUGGAUAGAAGUGCUAUCAAAUGGAAGCCAAAAAUACACAAUCUUCGGCUAGACCGUCUACGCAUCCAAGAUCAUAAUACUUAG